Nerophis lumbriciformis (worm pipefish) is the source of this 3001-nucleotide messenger RNA. RefSeq names its product transmembrane and ubiquitin-like domain containing 2 (gene tmub2). Gene Ontology annotation, biological process: ERAD pathway. Lineage: Eukaryota; Metazoa; Chordata; Actinopteri; Syngnathiformes; Syngnathidae. Gene Ontology annotation, molecular function: protein binding. The record is from RefSeq and is a predicted model, not a curated record.
CUUUUUUUCUUUCCCAGGAAGCAGCAGCUAGCAGCUACUAGCUAGCACCGAGGCUUGUCUUCAAACAUGCUCUGAUUUCCCGUCUGGACAGUGUGGAGGACAGACAAAUGGCAGUGUGUGCACUGACCAUGUUGGACGGGAUGGUGGACGAGGUGACGGCGGCAGGGGGCGCCCUCCUCCUGGUCCUGGCCCUCGUCCUGGCCUGGCUCUCCACCCACGUGGCCGAGCGCGGGGACCACAUCCUGGGCACCAUCCUCACCGUGGGGGCCCACGCCUCCCUCAUCGGCCUGGGCGGCGACGGCAGCGGCCCCGCCGGCGCAGACGCCUCCGAGCAGAGCGGCCCGGCGCCCUCGCAGGACAACAAGCCCGACGAGGGCGACGAGAGGGGCGACGGCGAGGGGGCGGCGGAGGAAGGUGGGGACGAAGGGGUGAGGACAGAGGCGCUGUUGGACAUUCGGUGCAAAGCCCCCCCAAGAGUGAAGGCCACCGCCGAGGAGGAAGACGGGGAUUGUGGUGAAGAGGAGGACCUGGAGGAGGAGUAUAAAAAAAGUGCGAAAGAAAUGCAGACCUCGUCUAUUUCGCUACGACUCAAGUUUUUAAACGACACAGAAGAGGUGGCUGUUGUUCAGCCGCACGACACCGUGGCACACCUUAAAAGUAAGUACUUCUGUGGGCGGGAGCAUCAGAUCAAGCUGAUCUAUCAAGGGCAGCUGCUGCAGGACCCCAAGAGAACGCUGCUCUCACUGAACAUUACUCACAACAGCGUCAUCCACUGCCACGUCUCCCAGGCUCUGCACGACGCCGGCCCAGAGGCGGGGUCCCAAUCCGGGGCGGGGCCCGGAGUCGGGGCGGUGUCGGCCGGGUGGAGGGCGGCGGGCGUGGCCGUCAGCACGGGCAGCCUGGUGGUGCCCGUCUUCGUGGUGAUCCUGGCCGUGGUGUGGUACUUCCGCAUCAACUACCGCCAGUUCUUCACCGCCCCCGCCACCAUCUCCCUGGUGGGCGUCACCGUCUUCUUCAGCUUCCUCAUUUUCGGGAUGCAUAGCCGCUGAAGGGGAGGGCGGGAAAGUGACCACCGCAGCUGAAUGUGUGCGCUAAUUGCUGCAUGUAGAACCUAGACCUAAACAUUCCCUCAUUUGGAUUUCCAUCUUCAUAGACCCACCCUGCAUAUUCAUAUUCAUGCAAAUAUGAACAAACCGACCACACUGAACAAGAUGCAGGUGUCAUGCUGCGCUUGAGGGAUUCUUCUUUGGCCACGCCCUCUUCACCAACUUCCACUGCAGCCAGUUUUUGUGUCAUCCUGCUAACAAACAUGAGCCUUGUCGUUUUGUCUUCAAGCAGCGGCUUGGAAUAUUCAGUGUGCACUUUUUUGUGUGUCUCACACCUGGCGGUCGUUUGUCCUUUGUGCCACCUGGUUUACAAUCAAGUCUGUGGCUAAAAAAAAAAAAAGACUGUAGAAAAUUAAUUUAAGAUUUAAAUGGGAACAUUAUCACAAUUUCAGAAGGGUUAAAACCAUUAAAAGUCAGUUCCCAGUGGCUUAUUUUAUUUUUCGAAGUUUUUUUCAAAAUUUUACCCAUCACGCAAUAUCCCUAAAAAAAGCUUCAAAGUGCCUGAUUUUAACCAUCGUUAUAAACACCCGUCCAUUUUCCUGUGACGUCACAUAGUGAUGCCAACACAAACAAACAUGGCGGAAAGAACAGCAAGCUAUAGCGACAUUAGCUCGGAUUCAGACUCGGAUUUCAGCGGCUUAAGCGAUUCAACAGAUUACGCAUGUAUUGAAACGGAUGGUUGUAGUGUGGAGGCAGGUAGCGAAACGAAAUUGAAGAAGAAACUGAAGCUAUUGAGCCAUAUCGGUUUGAACCGUAUGCAAGCGAAAACGACACGACAGCCAGCGACACGGGAGAAAGCGAGGACGAAUUCGGCGAUCGCCUUCUAACCAACGAUUGGUAUGUGUUUGUUUGGCAUUAAAGGAAACUAACAACUAUUAACUAGGUUUACAGCAUAUGAAAUACAUUUGGCAACAACAUGCACUUAGAGAGUGCAGACAGCCCAGUUUUCAUCAAUUAAUAUAUUCUGUAGACAUACCCUCAUCCGCUCUCUUUUCCUGAAAGCUGAUCUGUCCAGUUUUGGAGUUGAUGUCAGCAGGCCAGGGAAGCUAGGGUCGAUAUUCUUCUCUUGAUCUUCGGUGGCAUAAGGGACGGUGUGAGCCAAGACAUCCAGGGGGUUUAGCUCGCUCGUCUGCGGGAACAAACUGCCGCCAUUGCUUGCCGUGCUACCGAGGUCCUUUGUCCCUGAAUUGCUCACACACUCCGGCAGAUUCAAUGGGGGUCUGGCGGCAGAUUUCUUUGACUUUAUCGUUGGAAAUGCAUCUGCUUUGAGUGUCGCAGGAUAUCCACACAUUCUUGCCAUCUCUGUCGUAGCAUAGCUUUCGUCGGUAAAGUGUGCGGAACAAACGUCCAAUUUCUUGCCACUUUGGCAUCUUUGGGCCACUGGUGCAACUUGAAUCCGUCCCUGUUGGUGUUGUUACACCCUCCGACAACACACCGACGAGGCAUGAUGUCUCCAAGGUACGGAAAACAGUCGAAAAAACGGAAAAUGAGCUGAUUUGACUCGGUGUUUGUAAUGUGUUUGAGAAAAUGGCGGAUUGCUUCCCGUUGUGACGUCAUCGCUCCGAGAGCGAAUAAGAGAAAGGCGUUUAAUUCGCCAAAAUUCACCCAUUUAGAGUUCGGAAAUCGGUUAAAAAAAGAUAUGGUCUUUUUUCUGCAACAUCAAGGUAUAUAUUGACGCUUACAUAGGUCUGGUGAUAAUCUUCCCCUUUAAAACAUUUAAAUAUGAGGAGAUACUGUAAUGUGAACUAGGGCUGGGCGAUACAAGUGUUUUAUAGCGGUCGAUAUUGAUCAUUACUGAUAUUUUUUAUGACCUACGGAAAUAAGGACCAGGAGAAAAAUAUAUAAAAUGUAAACAUUUUUAUUUAAAGCGUAACCUUCCUCUGAUUAUAAUCCCC